AUGGAUUCAUUUGCACUCAAUAAACUUAUCCCACAAAUGUUCGAAGAAAUGCGGUCAAAUUUAGGUAAAGGGCCUGAUGAUAGUAACAAUCAUCCCAAUUCGCAGAAUUCAGUUAUUACUACACAGUCGUUACUUAGAGAGUUGGAAGUGCUUGAUAAAAUCAUCCCCAUGGUGGAAAAUGUGGAGAAUUCUCUAAAACUAUCCAUACCGCAACAUUUAGAUCGUAUUCAUGAGAUUUGUAAGUCAACAAAUUCCAUGCUGGAUUCAUGGAUCGAUAUACAGUCUCAAGCUGGUUAUAUCAAUCGGUUGAUGAAAUCACCUGCUUAUUUGAAGCAUGCUAGUACUUUAUCUACAAAAGAUGGCACUACUAGUGAAGAAUUGUUGGCGGCAGAGGUUAGAGAGAAUGAAUCUUUAAAAGAACAGUUAAAGCAGGAACAAGAGAAAGAGGUAUCACGUAAAAAUGCACAGGUUCCAGCAAGACAAGAUCCACUCAAGGGUCCACAGACAAAUUCAAGAGUUUCAAAACCAGGAAAUAGUAGGAUACCAAGAUCAAAAUUUACUAGACCCAAUAUACCGAAUGUCACCGAAAGAUUAACGAGGCCAACAGCAAGUAGUACGAGGAAAAUGUUCCGGUAA
Molecule: messenger RNA, 636 nt
Organism: Zygosaccharomyces rouxii
Lineage: Eukaryota; Fungi; Ascomycota; Saccharomycetes; Saccharomycetales; Saccharomycetaceae
Gene: DUO1
Product: Duo1p
Exons: 1
Coding region: 1-636 (211 amino acids)
Biological process (GO): mitotic cell cycle
Cellular component (GO): mitotic spindle; DASH complex
Source: RefSeq, a predicted model, not a curated record